UUCUCAUCAAAAUGGCGAGGAUCACGGGAGUCGCUGUGCUGUUGGUUUCUCUUUGUGCUGGGGCAUGGAGUUUGAGAUUGGAGCCGAAGCCAUUCUGGAUUCCAGGCAGCGAUGCUUCAUACAAUGUGACUGGGACCAUCCGUCUGCCCUAUGCAGAAAUUGUGGAGCCGUUUACGGUCCUUUAUGAUGGACCAAAUGGACGUGGCCGUGUGGACUACUACAAUGGAAUACAAAGGGUCAUUUCCAAAGUGAAGACACCAGAGUUGCCCUAUGGUGUGACCCUUAAGAUCAUCCCUUUCUCCACACAAAAGGUGUUGAACAAGAUCAGCUGCUUUUCCGCCAAUGGCUCGCAAGAAAUGCCAACAGAGCUCACUGUGAUCUUUCCCGAUACCACUGAUUUCAAGUACGUUGGAAAGGGGGCUGUGAGAGGUUUACCAUGCAAAAUGUACCAGAAAGUUGUCACUGUGGGCAAAAAGAAAAGCACUUACACGAUGGCAGUCACCGAUGAUGCCGCUUCUCUGCCUGUCCGUUAUGAGAUGAUGGGUUACGACUCUCUCCUGGGCUCUCACUACGACAAGUACUACGUGGACUACCUCGAGUUUCAUGAUCACGUCACAUUCUCCGAUGCGGACUUUGAGGUUCCCCCAAGUAUGAAAUGUGGACCCUACCCAGGCCCAGGCAUGAAGGCCAAGAAGAUUCUACUGGAUCCGAUCCGUGAGUUUAUUCAUCAUCAGGAGGACCACAUGCACGAGGAGUUUGAGAUCUUCAAGAAAGUCCACGGCAAAACCUAUGAUGAUGCCGAGCAUGAAUCUCGCAAGCACAUCUUCAGACAGAAUCUGAGGUACAUCAGUUCCAAGAACCGUGCUGGCCUGAGCUACACCCUGGCUGUGAACCACAUGGCUGACCGAACCGAGUCGGAGAUGAAGGUCAUGCGUGGCUUCCGCUACUCCCACGGACCCCGAGGGGGCAAGACAUUCUCCAUGCUCCAGAUCCCCAGGAAUGAUGUGCCUGAUCAGUGGGACUGGAGGCUGCAAGGAGCUGUGACUCCCGUCAAGGACCAGGCCAUCUGUGGCUCUUGCUGGAGCUUUGGCACCACCGGAACCAUUGAGGGAGCCAACUUCCUCAAGACCGGCAACCUGGUGCGCCUGUCCCAACAGGAACUGGUUGACUGCGCAUGGGGCUUCGGCAACAACGGCUGCGACGGUGGUGAAGAUUUCCGCUCCUACGGGUACAUGCUGGCCAACGGAGGCUUGACCAGUGAGGAACAGUACGGGCAGUACCUGGCCAUUGAUAGUUUUUGCAAGAAGAACUCUGUGACCCCUGUGGUGCAGAUCACCAACUACACCACGUUGCCCCAGGGUGACCUGAACGCCCUCAAAGUGGCCCUCUUUAACUAUGGCCCAAUCUCCGUGGCCAUUGAUGCCUCACACAAGUCCUUCGGCUUUUACUCUGAUGGCGUUUACUAUGACCCAGCAUGCAAGAGUGACCCUGACAGCCUUGACCACGCUGUCCUGGCCGUGGGCUACGGCGUCAUGGACAACCAGGCCUACUGGCUGGUCAAGAACUCAUGGUCAACCCACUGGGGAAACGACGGCUACGUUCUCAUGUCGCAGAAGAACAACAAUUGCGGCGUGGCCACUGACGCCACCUAUGUCGACAUUAAGUAGAUUGUCGAUUGAUUGAAGCUCUUGGGUCGGCGACACUUGUCUGUCAGCAAAAUUGCUUUGAAUCAGCUUGCUGUAGUUUGUUCAAAUUGCUGCAGCUAAGAUAAUCAGGUGGCAUUACUUUUUAUUUAAUUUCUCAGGGUGCCUUAAUAAAUUUGGAAUGUUAAUUGCUUGAAAAGGUUUUUCCUAUUUUUGUUUGAAAAACAUCUUUGCAAUAAUUCUUUUUCUCUUUUGAUCCAGUAAGUUUUUGAGAGAAGUCAGGUUUUUAGUUUUCAUAGUAGUGGCACGAUGAAUUGUCAUUUUAGUGUGAGGAAUAGGAACAGGGUAUGUUCAGAAAGAUGAAAUGGCAUAGGUCACAAUUGUGUCAUCUGAGGAGACUGACCCAAGAGUUACGGUUAAGUCUUUCAUAAUGAUAUCUUUAUUUAGCUUGACUCUGGUGUUUUCCCUCUACCUGAUUUAUGCACAAUAUAUAUGUUUGAGUGUGUGUGUGUGUGUGUGUGUCUGAUUGUUUUUUUUGUUUGUUUUUUUUAUUUUUGUUGUUGUUUUGUCUGAUUUGAAAGAUCACAUAAAGAAGAAAUAUAUGCCAACCUCUGAUGCCUCUUAUGCUUUAAGAGUUUUAUUGUUCCUUUGGUUAAUCCAAUUCUGUGUACAGCGAAUCUAUAUAUACUUUUCUAUUACUGUGUCUGCUCUCUUUCUGUCUCAAUCAUUCCAUGACCUGUGCAUCUGAGGUUUCUAUAAAAUGUUUCUGCAAUUAGCACAAAGUUUAAUGAAAUAACGUAGCAGGAUGGCAGUAUCAUAGUAUGAUGAUGUUUCCAAAGUUCUGUACUUGUCAUGUAUGUAAGAGCAAUAAGUAAGUAAACUUAAGGCCCCUGCAACUUUGCACUUUAGAGCAAAAAAUUAGUUUGGUAACUAAUGAUCCAAUGGUGACUCAAGUUCAUCCCAGAUGUUGUACAAUAGGUCCGACAUGUGUGAAUGGGGGCCCGAUUUUACUUAUACCAGAGACUGUUACUGUUGUAUUUUCUUCAUUUGAAAGCAAAGAGAGUUUAUAGAGUACCACAUUUAGAGAAUUCAUGUCAGAGAAAAAUCCGUCACAGUAUUCACAUAAUUUUCGUUAUGCUCGGUAAGUGUUGAUUUAACCCUUGGCAGCCAGAUGCAGUAGUAUUUAUUAUAGUGUUUUAAUUUUAUAGAACAACUUUAUACAGUAUCGAGUGUAGCAGUGAAAGGGUUCAUCAUGUCUGUUUGGAAAAGGAGUCAUUAUAUCACACCAAUUGUGCCAUCAAGCAAUUUUUGCUCAUUUUUCAACAAACUGAGGGAUUAUAAAAGUUCAGUUUGAGCUGGCAGUAUGGUUGACCCAACAGGUUUGUUUGAAGUUUGUUGCUGCCAGCAGUGUGCAUGGGCUGGUCUUACUUUGUCAGUUGUCUACAUUGAAAAUAAAUGUUUCCUACCUUUCAUAA
Aplysia californica (California sea hare) is the source of this 3118-nucleotide messenger RNA. RefSeq names its product digestive cysteine proteinase 1. Gene Ontology annotation, molecular function: cysteine-type endopeptidase activity. The record is from RefSeq and is a predicted model, not a curated record. NCBI's taxonomy places the organism in Eukaryota, Metazoa, Mollusca, Gastropoda, Aplysiida, Aplysiidae. The transcript is spliced from 11 exons. Gene Ontology annotation, biological process: immune response. Gene Ontology annotation, cellular component: lysosome. Bases 12 to 1667 code for a protein of 551 amino acids.